Molecule: messenger RNA, 7467 nt
Organism: Octodon degus (degu)
Lineage: Eukaryota; Metazoa; Chordata; Mammalia; Rodentia; Octodontidae
Gene: Aff3
Product: AF4/FMR2 family member 3
Exons: 22
Coding region: 49-3786 (1245 amino acids)
Biological process (GO): regulation of gene expression
Cellular component (GO): nucleus; super elongation complex
Source: RefSeq, a predicted model, not a curated record
CGUGCGGGGAGCGAGGCGGCUGCGGUGAGGGACGGAGCGCGACCGGAGAUGUUUUCAAGCCCGGCGGCGGCGGCGGCGGCGGCGGCGGCGGCGGCGGCGGCGGCGACAGCGGCGGCGACGCUGACACCUCCCACCAUGGACAGCUUCGACUUAGCCUUGCUCCAGGAAUGGGACCUCGAGUCGCUGUGUGUCUAUGAGCCAGAUAGGAAUGCGUUACGGAGGAAGGAACGGGAGAGAAGAAACCAGGAGACGCAGCAGGAUGGGGGCACGUUCACCUCCAGCUACUCCCUCUUCAGUGAGCCCUACAAGACUAACAAGGGGGAUGAGCUCUCCAACCGGAUCCAGAAUACUUUAGGCAAUUAUGAUGAAAUGAAAGACUUUUUAACUGAUAGAUCCAAUCAGAGUCAUCUUGUUGGCGUCCCCAAACCAGGGGUUCCUCAGACUCCUGUGAACAAGAUCGAUGAACAUUUUGUUGCAGAUUCAAGAGCCCAGCCCCAGCCCCCAUCUGUCUGUAGCACUGCAUCCUCCACACCAGCAGCUGGCCCUGGGCAGCAGAGUAAGAGAGGCGCCGUGGGCUGGCAGAAGGCUGGGCACCCACCAUCCGAUGGCCAGCAGAGAACAGCACAACAGGGCUCUCUCAGGACCUUGCUUGGAGAUGGUGUUGUCAGACAGCAGCCACGGGCCAAGCAAGUGGGCACUGUAGACGUGGGGCUUCCAACCCAGGAAAGGCCACCUGCAAUGGCCACCAAGCACGGCAGCGGUGGACACUGUGUUCAGAACUUUCCUCCAUCCCUGGCUUCAAAACCCAGCCUGGUCCAGCAGAAACCAACCGCAUAUGUGCGGCCGAUGGACGGCCAGGAUCAAGCUCCUGAUGAGUCUCCCAAGCUGAAGUCAUCCACGGAAGCUGGCGUGCACUGUGCCUCCUACCGAGGAGUCCCAGCCGGCAAGCCAGAGUCAGCCAGGGCCAAGGCCAAGCUCUCUAAGUUCAGCGUCCCGAAGCAGGGAGAGGAGAGCAGAUCUGGAGACAGCAACAGCUGUGUGGAAGAAAUAAUCCGGGAGAUGACCUGGCUUCCACCACUUUCUGCUAUUCAAGCACCAGGCAAAGUGGAACCAAGCAAAUUUCCGUUUCCCAAUAAGGACUCUCAGCUGGUAUCCUCCGGACACAAUAACCCAAAGAAAGGUGAUGCCGAGCCAGAGAGUCCAGACAAUGCCACGUCGAAUACAUCAAUGCUAGAAGAUGACCUUAAGCUAAGUAGCGAUGAAGACGAGAGUGAGCAGCAGGCCGCCCAGAGAACAGCUCUCCGCACGCUAUCUGACAGCGCCUCGGGCCAGCAGACCAACUGCAGGAGCUCUGUGCCGUCCAGCAAGGGCAGCAGCAGUGGCAGCAGCAGCAGCAGCAGCAGCUCUUCCAGCGACUCAGAGAGCAGCUCGGGAUCGGACUCGGAGACAGAGAGCAGCUCCAGCGAGAGUGAGGGCAGCAAGCCACCCCACUACUCCAGCCCGGAGGCCGAACCGGCGUCGUCCAACAAGUGGCAGCUGGAUAAAUGGCUCAACAAGGUGAAUCCCCACAAGCCCCCGCUGCUGACUCCAAGUGACGGCGCCGGGCCUGAGGGAGCACAGUUCUCCCCCGCAGGAAAGGAGGACGUGCAGGAAUGUGCGAAGCUGCCAGACGCCUGUUCUGCUGGACCUAGGGACAAGGACGGCAAGGGUGCCUGCAAAGAGGAACAGAGGCCGCGGACAGCCAACAAGGCCCCGGGCAGCAAGGCGACCAAGCAGAAGUCACCUCCCGCGGCUGUGGCCCCUGCCGGGCCCCCGCCGCCCGCGCCGCCCGGGGUCCCCACCGAGAGCACGCCGGCACCCACGCGCAGGUCUGGAGCCAAGAAGCCCACACGGCGCGCGGAGCGGAGCGUGGCCAGUGACGCCCCCGCCAGCGCCACCCCAGCCGCCGCGUGCCCCCGGGCCGAGGAGCCCGCUGCCCCCGAACCUCCCAAGGCGCGGCCUUGCGGCGCGGGGCGCUCUGGCCAUCGCAAGGAGCUGCGCGCAGCCGCCCCCUGCGACAAGCGGCGCACGCGGGGCCUGGGCAGGACGGUACCGAAGUCCAAGGAGUUCAUCGAGACCGAGUCUUCCUCGUCAUCGUCCUCCUCUGAGUCGGACCUGGAGUCGGAGCAGGACGAGUUCCCGCCGUCCAAAGCACCGCCCGCCGCCGCUCCUGACCCGAGGCUGAAGGAGGCGGCUGGUGGUGGCGUCGGGGCCACGGGCGCGCGCGCUGCAGUGGGCUCCAUCAACGCCAGGACCAGCAGCGACAUCGCCAAGGAGCUAGAGGAGCAGUUCUACACGCUGGUGCCCUUCGGCCGCAACGAACUCCUAUCGCCGCUCAAGGACAGUGAUGAGGUCAGGGCCCUGUGGGUCAAAAUCGACCUGACUCUGCUGUCCAGGAUCCCGGAGCACCUACCCCAUGAGCCCGGGGUCCUAAGUGCCCCAGCCGCCAAGGACCCCGAGGGGCCAGCGCCCAGCCACGCGCUGGACACCAACCCUGAAAAGGCGCUGCCAAAGUCUAAGAGGAAACGCAAGUGUGACAAUGAAGAGGACUACCAGGACAUGAAGAAGGCCCCGGGAGAGAAAGAAAGCUCUUCGAGACCAGCCGCCGCUACCAGUAAUACCUCAUCUGCCAACCACUGCAACAUGAACGUCAACAGCUUGGCAAUACCAGUAAAUAAAAAUGAAAAAAUGCUCCGGUCUCCCAUCUCUCCUCUUUCUGACGCCUCCAAACACAAAUACUCCACCGAGGACUUGAGCUCUUCCAGCCGACCGCAUGGCAAUGCUGUGUUCACUUCCUCUUCUUCCAACAAAAAGCAGAAGGCCGACACCCAGCUGCAGUCCCAUGCCACAGACCUCUUGAAAACAGCUCACAACUCCGAAAAUGGUGUCCUCCACAGCAAGUCACGACCACAAACAGAGCCCUGGUCGCCAGGCUCCAAUGGCCACAGGGACUGCAAGAGGCAGAAACUGGUCUUCGAUGAUAUGCCUCGCAGUGCAGAUUAUUUUAUGCAGGAAGCUAAACGAAUGAAGCAUAAAGCAGACGCGAUGGUGGAAAAGUUUGGAAAGGCUUUGAACUACGCGGAGGCAGCCUUGUCAUUUAUCGAGUGUGGAAAUGCGAUGGAGCGAGGCCCGAUGGAGUCCAAAUCGCCUUACACCAUGUACUCCGAGACAGUGGAGCUCAUCAGGUAUGCUAUGAGACUAAAAACCCACUCAGGCCCCAAUGCCACUCCAGAGGACAAACAGCUAGCCGCGUUAUGUUACCGUUGCCUGGCUCUCCUGUACUGGCGGAUGUUCCGACUGAAAAGGGACCACGCCGUAAAGUACUCAAAAGCACUGAUCGACUAUUUCAAGAACUCGUCCAAGGCUGCCCAGGCCCCGUCUCCCUGGGGGGCCAGCGGAAAGAGCACUGGAACCCCAUCCCCCAUGUCUCCCAACCCCUCUCCCACCAGCUCCGUGGGGUCUCAGGGCAGCCUAUCCAGUGCCAGUGCCCUGUCCCCGUCCACCAUCGUGAGCAUCCCACAGCGCAUCCACCAGAUGGCGGCCAACCACGUCAGCAUCACCAACAGCAUCCUCCACAGCUAUGACUACUGGGAGAUGGCCGACAGCCUAGCCAAGGAAAACAGAGAAUUCUUCAACGACCUGGAUUUGCUCAUGGGGCCCGUCACCCUGCACAGCAGCAUGGAGCACCUGGUCCAGUACUCCCAGCAGGGUCUGCACUGGCUGCGGAACAGCGCACACCUGUCGUAGGGCCCUCCCCUCGGGCCAGCUGUGCUCUUGUCUGCACGGACCGCUCCAAGUUUCUGGACAUUGUGCUACUGAAAGUCCCAGCCACAGCAUUUAUCAGACUGCGGUGAACAUUUCCUCGGCCUCAAACAAUGACCUUUUACCAGGGCAUGUGUGCUUGUAUGUGUGGGUAUAUACGAAGCUGCCUCCUCUGUGUGUGUGUGUGUGUGUGUGUGUGUGUGUGUGUGUGUGUGGAACAUACACAGCUCUUUGGGACACUGUCUAGUUUCCAUAACCCCAGGCUAGACAAAGUGAUCAGAGGUUCCUGAUUAGAGGAAAUACACACAUGCACACAUACACACAUGUUCACAGACACAUGCUCUCCAUUUCAAUGCAAAACCGUGACUUCUUAGAAAAAUUCAACCAAAAUCUCAUAGGUUAGUUAACCAGGUGCAAUCCAGCACAUCGAAAGCUUAACUGCCAGUUAAGAUGAACCUAGCUCGGAUAUUAUUGAUUACUUUCAGUAUUAAUAUACUAGUCCCUAAUCCUUUUUUAUCAGUGUGUAUUAAUGGCUAAUUGAAUCAUGAAAGCAAGUCACUUAUUUUUGUGCCAGAAGUUUAUUAGGUUGCAUGCUACCGAAUACCCUGCCCCUCCCUGUACACUCUCGCCUCUCCCGACAUUAUCAGUUAAACACAUUCCAAGUGGGUGGUUUGAUUCCCUCAAAGCCCUCCUUGCCCACCUCAAACUGUAUGAAAAUGACACCCGGAUUUGGUGAAAACUCGAUGUCCUUGAAGUGUAACCCACAUGAAAGCGUCCAUGACAGUCAUUUCACAGCUCAAUUUGGAAUCAGCGUCUGUACCCACGACAGGUUCUCCAAGGCCAAGCAGUUCCUCCUCUUGCCACUGUGACCCAGUGGCUGUAGAGUCCCAUAGCUUCUUGUGUCAGCCAAUGUUUCAAGUCUUUUCCUUUCCAUGGUAGCUUCCUUUCCAACCUUCUUCAUGGCCAAACGAGGACAUUACCUAGAGCGUCUGUCUGCUAGGAGCCCAGCCGCUGCUCUCAGGCUGAGGGCUGCGUGUGAUCGCCGGGCUGUUGGGCUCACGCUUUUGCCAGAAUGUGCCUCUGCAGGCCUGGGGGGCGGUAUGACUUGGAGGACACUUUUCGAGCUUUGAUUAGCGAGCUGCUUACAGCGCAGGGAAGUUAUCACUGUGAGGGCCGCUGUCCUGCUUUCAGGAGCAAGGACCAGAACAUCUCGCUUAUUAUAUCUUUCACAUCUGGUAUGUUUACGUCUUACCAUGGGUCCUUUUGUUUCUUUUUUUUUUUUUUAAGUUUACAUUUUAGUUUUUGAUCUCUUGUUUACAAUUUUUGUCUGAACCUUAUUUUAUGGCCUAGAGUUAGUCUUCUUGUGAAGUAUAUUUUGAUAUGAAAUACUGGUAAAAAAAAAGCUCUUCCAGGAGAGUUUAUAUCUUGCCAUAUUUUGAAAACAAAAAUAAUAUCUUUGAGUAACUUGACAGAAUUAUACUGGAUCAGUCUGAGAUGGGUGAGGCAGCCUCUGGUAAUGGUGGCACAGCCGAUGUUUGAUAGAUGCUAAUGUCUUCACUGAUCUCAUGGGCUGGGCUGCAACGUUAGCAUGUUUGUCAGCCUGACCCAUCGGAGGGAGGGAAAGAAGACUGUUGUUAUUCCUGAGCUCCAAGUAUUGCUUCAAAAAUGUGCAAAAGAUCAAACAACUUUGGUGCUUUGAAAUUGGUUGGCAAUGAGCAAGUGAAAUUUGCAUUUAGCUUUGACCUUUAGGUACUUGAAAAUAUGAAGAGUACAAGCUGGGUAUCUCUUACCCAAACUACUUGGAACCAGAAAUAUUUUAGAUUUCACAUUUCAUAUGUAUGUGAUGAGAUAUCCUGGGUUGAGACCCAAGCCUAAACAUGAAGUUCCUUUAUGUUUCUAAUACACCUUUUAUACACAUAGUCCAAGGCAAUGGUGUCAAACCUAAUGCACAAGUGCUGCGGCCGGCUGUUUGUUAUCACUGAAAGCUCUAAAAGGUUCAUCAACACUGGUUUAAGGUGAUAAAUCUUAUGCAGCACUUUCAGUGCACCAAUAUUUUAACUGUGACAGUCACAUGUAGUCAGGUAUAGAAUUUGCCAUUUACAGAGUCAUAUUGAUGUUCAGGACAUUUUAAAUUAUGGAGCACUUUGGAGUUUGUAUUCUUAGGUUAGGGGUGCUCAGCCUGGGUUUCCAUUUCAUAUUUAUCCACAAGUGGCUUCUUAUAUCCCUGUCACUAAUUCUUGGCAGUUUACCAUCUCAUCCUAUGUUAGAAUUCUGAACCCAACUUAAAAAAUUUUGAAACCUUUUUGUGUGUAGGACUGAGCUUUUGUUCUUACUGGUGAUUCUCGUGAAAAGUUCAAACUGUUGCAUAAAGGUAUGACCCCUGGGGUCUGCCCUGCCUUCCCAGGGAGCUUUCUUGGUCUUGCCCAUCUUUAAAGCUGCAAGCCUUAGAAAGCACCUGCAGCAGCCCCAUCUCGCGGUGCACAUGGCCUCUGGCUAGUUGUGGUGGCAUUGUUUUACUAACACUCUGACCACUGUGUUUCCCAACAAAACCUCUAGAAGCUGGUCAUGGGGGGUGUCGGUGAGAGCGUGCAGGCCUAGCAGUGUCCCCUUCCAUCUGUAGAGCAUGUCGGGGCAGCAGUUUCUGCUUGGUGUAGAUGAUUUUGGUAAGGAAUCAUCAUCUGAUGGUUGCUUGUGAAAGUCAUUCAUAAUUUGUUCCUUUUUUUUAAAAUUUGGUUCCAAGUUGAAACAUUGUUCUUGUGAUUUCAGAUUAUAAAAGUGACACUUGUUCGUUAUAAAAAUUCAAACAAUGCCGAAGUGUAGAAAGUAGGAAGUGUAUGUCGGAAUGUCUGAAACAGCCACAGCUCACAGUUUGAUGUAUGUCCUUCCAGAGAUUCUUGCAUUUAAACAUGUAAUAUUUACUACCAUUUCUUUAUAUUGGAAGGCAUAUUCUCUCCUCAGAAGCUCAGCACAAGUUCAACUCACCUUAUCUGUCAUGACCUGAAUGGAAACCAUUCUUUAUCACUUUGCUAGAAUUAUCUUUUGAAAGAGAGUAGCUCAAAUAUAUUCCUGAUCAGACUUUGGCAUCAUCAUGACUCUACGCAGAUCAGACUCAUGUGCAGAAUUGUGCCUGGAGAGAGGUCUGGUUGAAGCAGAUACUUCUGGAAACUUUCAAAUUGCAAAUGGAAACUCGGACCCACUAUCUAAAGAGGAAUGUACUGGAAAAGUAAUCUAAAGAGUUGACAAAUUGUGUACUAGAUUGAACCAUGGAAUGCAAUGCAAUGAGACUUUCUGCACUAAAACUUACCCCAAUAUGUACAACAACAACGUGUGUAUUAUAGAACAGUGAUGUGUACAUUUCUGACACCCCAUACAUGAUAUACACAGUUUGUAUAAAUGCAUACAUUUAAAAAUAUAUAUGUACAAUACAGCUAUCAUAAAACUGUGGUACACGUGACGGAUAUUACUAGUGCCUACUAUGGAGUAUAAAUCACUGCGUGUUCACAUCAUCUUGAAAGUGCAGUCAUUGUUAUAAAAUUGGUCAGUGCAGCCAACAUUAUUUAUGAACCACAUCUUUAAAACUGUGCAGUAGCAUAUACAUAUAUAUUUUUAAAUAACAUUUUUCACAGUUUUCCAGAGUUACUGUUGAAAUCUGUAUCACCAAAAAAA